CGACCCACCCACGUGGAGAGUCCUUCAUGCUCUCUCUGAGUCGUUCAUCCAUGUCCCAUACAUUAUUCUGGCCACUGCAUUGUUUGGCCGUCAGGGUUAUGGGUUCGGCUCAGUCUCAGGAGUAUUCCGAGCCCAGACUAGAUGACGUCAUACCCCAGGCGAUAGAUCCCAUCACACGAGCAUUACUUUCGUUAUCGUUACGUUUACAACCUCAACAAUGAUACCUGAAAAUAUCCUACCGUCCGAUACUGAGCUCCCACAAGGCCCAGGUCUCGCUCCUUAUUGGAAAAGGGAUAGAGACCGUCAAUCUACUACAUAUCCACUUUUCGUGGUUGGCUCCAGCGAACUCGAACGCGACAUUCGCUGUAUGAACUCUACCAUAUUAGACGAUCUCGAAGGUCUCUCUACGAUCCCGCGCCUCUACCAAACGCUCUUCUAUCGCACCCGCGAAUUCGCCACGACUGUGCGCAAGCUAGUGGACGUUGAGCCUGCGUCGUGGGCACAUGCGGCAUGCCUACUGGUAGAUUGGAGUGUGAAUGUUCUAAGACACAAAGAGGUCAGAUUGGAGCGAUUCUUACACAGCCAACGCGAGAGUCUCUAUUGGAUCUUGGAUGAUGCGUUGUUGAGAAUUUGUGUGGACCAAUGGGAUCCACCGCAACCCACCACACCAUCUUCACCCUCUACCAAAUCGCAUAAAUCUCCAUCCUCAUCCUCAUCCUCAUCCUCAACGCCACAAGCAGUCCCAUGGGAUAUAGCUACGACACCCAUCUUACCAGCGCUAUCCAGAGCUCGAGGUUUGAUGCCGUUAUGGCACGCGCUUGAUCUGGAAGAGAGGGAGAGGUGGGAAUUGAACUGCCUGGACCCUCAGGGUCGGUACUUCGAUGCUGGCUGGUUCCGGCGUUCGACCAAAUUUUUACAUCAGAGUACCAGGAUUCAUGAGGUCUGGAGGACUCUGAGGCGGUGGGGCGACGGCCAGCUUCCUGCUGAGCUGGCCAAUGCUAUCAUGGAAGAUGUUGCAAAGUUCGAAGGUCUGCCAAUGUGUGACUUACGAACGCAAUACUUCACGAAGAAAGCAGUAAAUCAAGGUGCUGUGAGCUAUUUUCGUGAGGAAAUGGACUGUUGAGUUCUACAUCGGUGCGUCGCCAUCUAGACACCCAUCUUCGGUCUCUCUACCCUUCGCCGACUCUAGGAUAGCCAACACGUCCUGCUUUUGACCCAUACCUUCCAUAGCUCCGAAAACGUCAGUCAUGGUGCUAUCAACUACUUUUUCAAUGUCCGCUGGUUCCUGGAUACCUACUUCCCUCAAUGUACUCGGCAGCCCUAGAGAUUUCACAAAAUUGGCUACCGCAUCCGCAAGGCUGGACUCGUCUCUUUCGAGGACUUUGUUCCAGAUCUCCAGCACGCUCUGCUGUAAAUGUCUUUGCUUCUCUGAUUUAGACGCAUUGUAGCGUAGGACUGGGGCGAGCA
Alternaria alternata is the source of this 1467-nucleotide messenger RNA. RefSeq lists its product as hypothetical. The record is from RefSeq and is a predicted model, not a curated record. The transcript has a single exon. The coding region runs from base 218 to 1123 and encodes 301 amino acids. NCBI's taxonomy places the organism in Eukaryota, Fungi, Ascomycota, Dothideomycetes, Pleosporales, Pleosporaceae.